AUGGGCAACCAACCCUCCGUUCCUCAGCCAGGCACUAAGUUCCAAGUAAUCGGCGCUGGCCUCUCACGCACCGGAACUUCCUCCUUCAGCGAAGCAUUGCGCAUCUUACUCAAUGGGCCUGUCUAUCAUGGUGGUACGCAGGCUACUCUGGGCGCUGAGAAAGAGAUCAAGCCGCUGAUCAAGAUACUUGAUCAUUCACCACCGAAGUCGCCCUCCGAGAAAGAGCUUGUACACGAUCUGCUGAGGCAGCGCCUGGACGGCUAUGCGGCAGCCACCGACAUGCCAUUCAACGGGCUGGUACAAGAGCUAGUCGAAGUUUAUCCUGAUGCGCUGGUCAUAUGCACGACUCGGGAUCCAGAUGCGUGGGUGAAGAGCAUAGGAACCAUAACAAACGCAACGACAAAGUGGUUUUUACGCUUUGUACUCUUUCCUCUCCCAGGCAUGCGCCACUUUGUCGACUUUACCAACGGCCUAGGGAAGCAAUGGGUAGAGUUGUAUGGAAAGCAUGAUGGGGUCUCCACCCGAGACUAUAAGGCGCACAUCGCCUACUUGAAGAGGGUUGUGCCCGAGGAAAGACUGUUCUUCUUCGAUGUCAGAGAGGGUUGGGAGCCGUUGUGUAAGGCGCUGGGGAAGGAUGUCCCGAAGGAUAUUCCCUUCCCGAGAAUCAACGACGGAGAAGCGAUUGAUAGACUAGCCAAAAAGAUGAUUAACAAGGGUCUGAUGAGAUGGCUAGCUAUCUCUGCUAUGGUGGGAGCUGCUAUUGUUCCCUACUACCUUUUGAAGCGGUAG
Molecule: messenger RNA, 789 nt
Organism: Alternaria incomplexa
Lineage: Eukaryota; Fungi; Ascomycota; Dothideomycetes; Pleosporales; Pleosporaceae
Exons: 1
Coding region: 1-789 (262 amino acids)
Source: RefSeq, a predicted model, not a curated record